Messenger RNA from Fusarium redolens, 1107 nucleotides. RefSeq lists its product as uncharacterized. The record is from RefSeq and is a predicted model, not a curated record. Bases 187 to 1107 code for a protein of 306 amino acids. Gene Ontology annotation, molecular function: oxidoreductase activity. Lineage: Eukaryota; Fungi; Ascomycota; Sordariomycetes; Hypocreales; Nectriaceae. The transcript has 5 exons.
GAUGGAUAGUGGCAAAUAACGCUCAAGGAGUAUUCUAUAAGAUUCGGUGAGGUGUACGAGCCAGUACCUCCGUGAGAACCAUUUCGUCAAAACCCCUGCUCAUCAACACAGUUGCAAAGUCAAAAACCAUAACAUCUUCAAUAGUUUUACAAUUUUACAACCAGCCUACAGACUCAAUUUCCCAAAAUGCCUCCCUAUCAAAUAUCACCAGCUGUAAACUGCGACAUCGACUUCAAUAAAGAUGAAAUUGCUGGAAAAGUUGCCAUUGUAACUGGAGGGGCCAGCGGGAUAGGAGAAGCAUACGUGCGGGCUUUACAUAACGCAGGAGCCAAGGUUGUCAUUGGCGAUAAAAAUGUCGUUGCUGGCGAGAAGCUGGCUUCAGAAUUGACGGGCUCAAAGUUCGCCCAGUGUGAUGCAACUGUUUGGGAAGAUCAAGUUCUCUUAUUCAAGGAGGCGGCUGAAAUAUCGCCUUCUGGAAAGGUCCACUAUGUGAUAGCCAAUGCAGGUAUGACGAAGGAAGACCAGACCUUUACCUUUGACGGCAAAGACCAAGAACCCCAAAAGCCAGACUUACAAGUCAUCGAUGUCAAUCUUAAGGGCGCGCUCUAUACCGCUAAGCUGGCCAUGCACUAUUUCGUGUCCCAAAAUGGCACCGAAGUCAACAAAGACCAAGAAGAUACCUGCUUGAUCCUCAUCAGUUCAGGAGCCGGCUUCCUCGACGUUCCAAGAUCUCCAGAGUACAGCAGCACAAAAUGGGCAGUCCGUGGAAUAAUGCAUGCUUUGCGAAGGACGGCAUUUUACUAUGGAAGCCGAGUCAAUGUCAUUGCGCCUUGGUAUAUCCGCACUGGCAUUCUCUCCAAAGACCAGUUCGAUGAAGUUGAGAAAUCGGGCGUCGAGUUCGCGACGGUUGAAGAUGCUGGUGAAUGCGCGCUGAGGAUCCUGUCUGAUACCAGCAUUAAUGGAAGGACGCUCUUUGUCUGCGCUCGGAAAUGGGCUCCUCGCGGGUACAUGGACCUGAACAUCGAGGAUUAUCCUGAAAGUUUGAUACAGGAGAUUCAAGAGGAUCAAAUGAGGAAUGCCCCGGUUGACCUCGGACUAUUCCCAUAA